AUGGCGCUAGCGCUUAUCAAGGAAGCCACCUCGGAAAGCAGCCAGCGGAGAGCCGGGGAUGCCCAGGGAAUCCGGAGAAAGGAGUCGCUUUCUGUUCAUCUCGGCAGGAAGGAGGGUUCGACCGAGGGGGGCCACGGUUUUCCCCGCGACCACGGGGGAUGCUCUGGGGGAGGGGGUCCCCCAAGUCCUUCCAACAGCUGGCCCUUUAAACGCACCUCCUCCGAGCGUGAGACAAAGGCGCCGCCCGCCGGGGCCGGGCUGGCGCACGCCCCCUGCGCCGGUGCUGGCGAUCAAGCAAGCGCUGGCCAAGGGGCGGCUGGCGCGGGCUUACCUUGCGGGUCUCCGGGCUGGCGGGCCGGCGGCGCGCGUCCUGCCCCACUCGCACUACACGCUGCAGUUGGCCCCGCUCUGUUUUUCUGGGACUCGGCGCUGACUUCACCGACACUCCGCGGCCGGCCAAUGGGCUGCGGCGGCCGCCCCCUCAUUAGCAUGCGUCUGGAACCGUCCACUCCGGCGGCGCCUGAGCGGCGGGCGGUGCUAGGGGGCGGUGCCGGGCCCCGCAGUGACAGGAAGGGGCGUGUGCGCCAAUGGAAGGCGACGAAGCUCCCCGCCGCCCCGCCCCGCUGCAUUGUGAGCCGGGCGCGCGGGCCCGCGGAUCUCCGGCCGAGAGCGUGCGCGCAGUCCCAGUAA
Messenger RNA from Rangifer tarandus platyrhynchus (Svalbard reindeer), 690 nucleotides. The record is from the annotation of a GenBank genome assembly. NCBI's taxonomy places the organism in Eukaryota, Metazoa, Chordata, Mammalia, Artiodactyla, Cervidae.